AUGUCUGACAUGAGCGACUACGAAGACGACAACUCCUCACAAGCAGCGGCGGCUCCCGGUGCCGCCGGAUCACAGUUCGAUCCGAAACGGCACGCUCGGGAGCAGCACAACGCGCUGGAAAGACGGCGCAGAGACAAUAUAAAGGACAUGUACACGAGUCUGCGCGAGGUGAUUCCGGACGCGGGCGGAGAGCGAGUUCAGGCGUCACGGGCGGUCAUUCUGCGGAAGGCGAUCGAGACGAUCGAAAAGGGACAGGCGGACAACGCCUCUUUGGCACUCGGAGUGGCCGAGGAGCAGGCGCGCAACGAGCGCCUCAAACAGGAGGUAGUUGGCGGAAAAGCGAACUCAACACUAAUUGGUGCCAGUGUUUCAGAUCGCCCGUCUGAAAGCGAAAAAGGCAGCAGCGUUAGCAGCCGCCACCGCCCCCGCCAACUCUUCGAACAAGCCAUAA
Caenorhabditis sp. 36 PRJEB53466 is the source of this 451-nucleotide messenger RNA. The record is from the annotation of a GenBank genome assembly. NCBI's taxonomy places the organism in Eukaryota, Metazoa, Nematoda, Chromadorea, Rhabditida, Rhabditidae.